Messenger RNA from Quercus lobata, 438 nucleotides. Its product is annotated as UDP-glycosyltransferase 83A1-like. Gene Ontology annotation, molecular function: quercetin 3-O-glucosyltransferase activity; quercetin 7-O-glucosyltransferase activity. The transcript has 2 exons. Bases 1 to 438 code for a protein of 145 amino acids. The record is from RefSeq and is a predicted model, not a curated record. NCBI's taxonomy places the organism in Eukaryota, Viridiplantae, Streptophyta, Magnoliopsida, Fagales, Fagaceae.
AUGGAAAUACAUGUUCCUUCUAAUGUGCCCAUGGAAUCUACCCCAUUUAAAGGGAUGGAGUUUGAAGAAGAUGAAAAUGCAUAUGAUUUUUAUAAUGAAUAUGGCAGAAAGGCUGCACAGGGCCAUGUUGCGCCGCUUAUGAAGUUGUCUCACCAAAUUGCUAAUCAAGGGAUCAAGGUCACAUUUGUUAGCACUGAGUUCAUAAUUGCAAGAUUAACAACUACAAUGCCAGUGAAUAGCCUGAUAAGGCUAGUCUCACUCCCAGAUGGUCUAGAACCUGGGGAUGACCGAACUGAUGCUCUUAAACUGAUAAAUAUUUUUCAAGAAGUUAUGCCAGGUCAUUUCAAGGACUUGAUUGAGAAAAGUAACGAAUCUUAUGAUGAUCAGAUUAGUUGUGUCAUUGCUGGGAUAUCGGUUGUGUGGGCAUUUGAAGACUGA